AUGGCCGAGAUGGACGCGCACGCAGACAAAGUGCGGCCCAUUGCGGCGCGCGUGAAGCAGUUUGCAGCCCGUAAGCAGCCGUUUCGCAUCUACCACGGCGCGACGAACAGCACGCGUAACUCGCAACGGCGGCUGGACAACACGGUGGACACCAGCGCCCUCAACCGCGUGCUGCGCAUCGACACGAUGUCCAAGACAGCGCUGGUCGAGCCCAAUGUGCCCAUGGACGCACUCGUGGCUGCCACAGUGGCCCACGGCCUUGUGCCCCUCGUCGUUAUGGAGUUCCCGGGUAUUACGGCCGGCGGCGGCUUCUCCGGUACUUCAGGCGAGAGCUCUUCGUUUCGCCACGGCCCGUUUGACGCCACAGUCAACUGGAUCGAGAUUGUGUUGGCCAGCGGCGAGGUGGUCAAGGCCUCGCGCACGACAGACGAGAACACGGAUCUCUUCUGGGGCGCCGCGUCGGCAUUCGGCACGCUGGGCGUGGUCACGUUGCUCGAAGUGCAGCUACAAGACGCCCAACCGUUCGUAAGGCUGACCUAUACACUGCAAGACACUGUGCAAGGAUCGAGAAAACAACUAGAGGAGGAGAUUGCAAACGUGCCGGCGGGCGGUAAGGUCGCCCGGUUUAUCCGUAGUAGCGAUCCGUGGUUCUACGUACACGUCCGCCGUAUGCUCAAGAAAUUUACCGCGGUCCCGGCGGGCACGACGUUUACCGAGUACGUCCCGUUGGUUGACUACCUCUUCCGCUACGACCGUGGCGGCUUCUGGGUGGCCAAGUACUCGUUCAACUACUUCCUCGUACCCUUCAACCGCAUCACGCGCUUUGUGCUCAAUCCGUUCAUGCACACACGCACCAUGUACCGGGCCCUGCACCAGAGCGGACUGGCUGAUUUCUACAUGGUGCAGGACGUGGGCGUGCCCUACGAGAAGAUGGAUGAAUUUGUCGACUGGCUGGAGACGGCGUUUAACAUCUAUCCGCUAUGGUUGUGCCCCCUAUUGCUAGCACGCAACUCGCCCAACGCCGGGCACGGCCUACACUCGGACUUUGCCCAGCUCGAUGGCAGCACGUCUGCAGGCCGCUUGAUGAAUUUUGGCCUGUGGGGCCCGCUGCCCUCGGGCUUGUCGGACCGUGCCGCAUUCAUAAAGGCCAACCGGUUGCUGGAACAAAAAGUGCAGCAGCUCGGUGGCAAGAAGUGGCUUUAUGCACACGCCUACUAUACCGAGGAAGAGUUCUGGGCCCACUAUGACCGCGCGUCCUACGAUCGUGUCCGGGCCAAGUACGGUGCCGAGCGGCUGCCUACGGUCUAUGACAAGGUCAAGGUCGUGGAGAAGCCCCGAACAGGCGGUGAUGGGCUCCUGGGCUGGCUGCUGGCCCUUUUCUGGGCAGUCUGGCCAGUACGGGGGUUGUACGGCGUCUUGAUGGCUGUUCUGGGCGGAGAUUACCUGAUGGGCCGUUCUGUCACGCCGCUAACGACUGUUUCGCCCAAGGUUGUCAAGCAGAGUUGA
This is a messenger RNA of Sporothrix brasiliensis 5110, 1506 nucleotides long. Its product is annotated as FAD binding protein domain protein. Lineage: Eukaryota; Fungi; Ascomycota; Sordariomycetes; Ophiostomatales; Ophiostomataceae. The coding region runs from base 1 to 1506 and encodes 501 amino acids. Gene Ontology annotation, cellular component: cytoplasm; membrane. Gene Ontology annotation, biological process: steroid metabolic process. Gene Ontology annotation, molecular function: FAD binding; Delta24(24-1) sterol reductase activity. The transcript is spliced from 2 exons. The record is from RefSeq and is a predicted model, not a curated record.